AUGCUGUAUUUGAUUGUUGGUGUUCAACUUCAACAAUAUCCGGAAAAUUUUGCUUUUGAAGUAUCUUCACGUAUGUUAAGUCUAUUUGGUAUUAAGCCAUUUAUUACUAAAUUUAUCAAACAAAUUGAUGAACAAAGUGUUCACUAUUGUUCUCUAAUUGUACCUUACCGUCAACUUCAACCGCCGCGUAGUGGUUUAAUCUAUUCAAUGAAUCGACAUACGACAUCUAUAGUCGAUUUCGAUUUUACAGAAGAUCAAACAAAAGCUAUAACUCUUUCGGAUAGAAUCAUUAUCAUAGAUAUGGGAGAAGUACGUACAGUUUUGGAUAUCAAUCUACCAAGCUUGGAUGAACCAUAUUUGAAUUCAACUACAUUACCAGACACCUAUACCUUCGAUGGAAAAAAUGAAAUAAAAGAUGCACGGUCAUCGAAUGAUCGAAAUGAUGAAUUUAAAAGACAUUUAUUUCUUGUUAAUUCCUUGCAUCAUUUUUAUCUUGUAUUAGUUAAUGAGAAUAUUAAAUUUGAACAUUCGUCCAAAGUUGAUUAUUUGACUGUUGAAAUGCUUGAUAAUAAACGUUUACUCUGCGUCGUAGCAGAGCGAAAUACAAAUUAUGUUGAAUAUUGGAAUGUAGUAAGAAAUCGAUUGUUUGAUCGACUUGAUUUUCCUAAAGCAAAAGUAAAAUAUGUUCUUUGUGCUCAAGUCUAUUCGAUGAUUAUUGUUGUUCUUCAAGAUGGCAUUAUUCAGUUUUAUUCGAUUACUGAUUGGACGAAAUCACCGUUCGUUCAUCGAAGUUCAAUUCACGCUGAAAUUCAUCUUCAAUUAGUCGCAAUUACUGGUGGAGUGUUAAUUCAUACAUUGAAUGCAAAUAUUCCUAUUGAUUUUGCUCUAAUUGGUUUAAAACAAUUUCAUAAGACGGAGCAAAUUUUAUCCGAUAAACAAGUACUCAAAACAUUGGUUGCUUUUGAUCCUCCGAUGGGACCGAAACCAAUCAAAAAUAUCAUAUUACCUGAUACGGAUGAACUUACAUCAUGGUCAUAUCAAUGUGCAGCAUCCAUUCACUGUACUCGUUUGUUUUUCGAUGAUGUAACUAUAAACGAGUGUGUCAUUGCGUCUAAUAAUUUAAAUUCAGAGAUUAUAUAUGUACUCAUACUGACAAGUAAUCAUUGGAUUGUAAUCUAUUCGGCUAAAUCACUUAAUGAUGAAGCUCUUUAUAGUCUUCAUCUUCCUUCUCCAGCACGAGUCCAUUCGACAAUUAGUGAAAACUUUUAUGUUUUAACAUGCAAUGGUAUCGUCUAUUCUAUCGCUCAACAAAUUACUUCUGACAAUGAAUUUAAUUUCAAUCAGAAAGUCAAUAGUCAAUUAAAGAUUCCAUGUUCAAUGAUGCUAAGUUCUGUCGUAGCUCUCAAUGGACUAGAAAGUCUUAUUGUUUUUGCUGACAAUGGGCAAUCGAUGGCGAUUUGUACCAUGGAACGUGUUAUCUAUAUUGACGUCGAUGUUUCACCUUACACUUCAUCAUCAUCAUUGAAAUCAAUCACUAGUGAAAAAACACAAAAUUUAUUGCUAUUAUAUUUCAAUAAUAAAACUCUCAUUUCGUGUCAAGUAAAACUUGAUGAAUCAAAUGAAAGAGGUUCACUUCAACUUACUCCAUUUGAUCAAGCUGAUAAAUUUUGUCUGCAAAAUAAUUGCCUUGCUACGUACAAUAACGGAAACAUUCAGCUUAAUUUGCAUAAUAUUCGUUCAUGUACAUGCUAUGAACCGAUUGAACUCGAUAAUGAAUGUCAAUACUUAUGUUUCAAUGAAUCAGCAACUUAUGUUUUCGCAUUAGUCAAGCCUCGAGUGUUAUUUAUGUAUCGAAUGGCUGACCGUCGACAAAUGGCAAAAUUAUUUGUCUAUGAUUUUGUCUUGUCUAUGGUAGCCGAUAAUGACUUUCUCGUAUUAGCUAUGAAUGAUCGGCGUCUACUUAUAUUAAUGAUUACCGAUCCUGAUGAUCCUACAUUACAAGCAAGAAUACAAGCAUUACCAAGCAGGUAUGUAACAUGA
Messenger RNA from Rotaria sp. Silwood2, 2040 nucleotides. The record is from the annotation of a GenBank genome assembly. Lineage: Eukaryota; Metazoa; Rotifera; Eurotatoria; Philodinida; Philodinidae.